AAUAACCGGAGAGAACAAGCAAGGAUUCCAAAACAUCUCAGACAAAGUUCUCUGAGUUUUCUUUGCCAUCAAGGUUAUUUCAGUCCUGAAAAUGUCUCUGAUUCCAAGCUUCUUCGGCAACCGACGCAGCAACGUCUUCGAUCCAUUCUCUCUCGAUGUUUGGGACCCUUUCAAGGACUUCACUUCCUCUUCGUUGACGACACGAACCCCAGAGACAUCGGCAUUUGUCAACACACGGAUCGAUUGGAAAGAAACCCCUGAAGCUCACGUGUUCAAGGCCGAUGUUCCUGGGCUUAAGAAAGAGGAGGUGAAAGUGGAGGUCGAGGACGACAGAGUGUUGCAGAUAAGCGGGGAGAGGAAGGUGGAGAAGGAAGACAAGAACGACACGUGGCACAGGGUGGAACGGAGCAGUGGGAAGUUCACGAGGAGGUUCAGGCUGCCUGAGAAUGCCAAGAUGGAUCAGAUCAAAGCUUCCAUGGAAAACGGUGUGCUCACUGUUACCGUUCCGAAGAUGGAAGUUAAAAAGCCUGAUGUCAAAGCCAUAGACAUUUCUGGCUAAAAAAAUAUUCUACUUAAACAAAAAUAUUACUCUGUUUCAAUCUUAUGAGUGGGCUUGUCUCUGUCAGAUUAGAGUUUUCUACUAUCAAACUUAUGUUUAUGUAAGUGUGCGAAAUGAAGAUUGUCA
Hibiscus syriacus is the source of this 685-nucleotide messenger RNA. Its product is annotated as 17.3 kDa class I heat shock protein-like. Bases 92 to 559 code for a protein of 155 amino acids. Lineage: Eukaryota; Viridiplantae; Streptophyta; Magnoliopsida; Malvales; Malvaceae. The record is from RefSeq and is a predicted model, not a curated record. The transcript has a single exon. Gene Ontology annotation, biological process: response to hydrogen peroxide; response to heat; protein folding.